Messenger RNA from Penicillium salamii, 2118 nucleotides. NCBI's taxonomy places the organism in Eukaryota, Fungi, Ascomycota, Eurotiomycetes, Eurotiales, Aspergillaceae. The record is from the annotation of a GenBank genome assembly.
AUGGCCGUUCAGUCUAAACUGCUACCGCCCGAACGUUCCGUCAAGCAAAUCCUCUCCAGCCUCACAUCCCUCUACCUCCGAAAUCGCACCCGCAUCUCGCGCAGCGUAUAUCUCGCCUUCUUUUUUGCUUUAGCCAAACGAAUUCAUAAUGCUAUCUCGGAGCAGAAAGCCGCGUCGCAGCAGGUCGAGCUACGGCGCCGACCCGGCACUAGCAGCCUCGGCGACGAACAACCCCGCAAGAAACGCGUGGAGAUAAACCGGGAAUUCUUCAAGAGCCUACUUCGCUUGCUGAAGAUUGUGAUUCCCGGAUGGCGGAGUAAGGAGUUCCGUCUAGUGCUGAGCCACAGCGUGUUUCUGGUACUGCGCACGCUGUUGAGUCUGUAUGUUGCCGAGUUGGACGGCAGACUUGUAAGCAACUUGGUGCGCGGCAAAGGGAAGGACUUCCUACUCGGAUUGUUCUGGUGGAUGAUUGUGGCUGUCCCUGCUACGUUCACGAAUUCUAUGCUCUCAUAUCACCAGUGCAGACUCGCUCUCAGCUACCGGAAGCGCUUGACGGACUAUAUCCACGAAAAAUACUUGUCUAACAUGACCUUUUAUGCCAUAUCGGCCUUGGAUGAUCGGAUCAAGAAUCCUGACCAGCUUGUCACAGUUGAUGUCUCCCGUUUCUCGGAUAGUCUAGCAGAGCUGUACUCUAAUCUGGCCAAGCCAGUGCUUGAUAUGGCCAUCUACAACUACUCCCUCUCCAAGAACGUUGGAGGCGAAGGACUGUUUAUCAUGAGUCUGCUUGUGCAGCUGUCGGCAAAUGUCAUGCGCAUGCUUACUCCGCCAUUUGGCAAAUAUGUCGCUGACGAGGCUCGUCUGGAGGGCGAAUUCCGUUUCCUUCAUUCGCGGCUUAUUGACUACAGCGAAGAGGUAGCACUUUAUCACGGCCACGAGGCCGAGAAGGAUACUCUGGACAAGGGCUACUUCACUCUGAUCAAGCAUGUGAACCGCAUCUUGCGCCGACGACUAUACCACGGCUUUAUGGAAGACUUUGUGAUCAAAUACUUCUGGGGUGCCUUGGGCUUGAUGCUGUGCAGUGUGCCUGUCUUCUUCAAGAUUCCUGGGCAGACUAUUCCUAGUAUGGGUGAUCAUACAGAGAGCUUCGUUACGAACCGUCGAAUGUUGCUCUCUUCGUCCGACGCUUUCGGUCGCUUGAUGUUCUCAUACAAGGAAAUUUCGGAACUGGCUGGCUAUACCUCACGAGUCUCUUCCUUAUUGGAAGUCAUGGAUGAUUUACUCGCGGGACGGUUCGAGAAGAAGCUAGUAUCAUCUGCCUCCACAGAAGAGAAUGCCGAAGUUCUUUCUGGCAGAGGCGAAGUACUGGAAAGCGAUGCUAUUGAGUUCACGGACGUGCCAAUUGUGUCGCCUAACGGUGACGUCCUCGUGCGAAAGCUCUCCUUCACAGUCAAUCCUGGUGAUCAUCUUUUGAUUGUCGGACCUAAUGGCUGCGGUAAAUCGUCUCUGUUCCGGAUCCUUGGCGGGCUCUGGCCGGUAUACGGAGGUACUGUGAAGAAGCCCCGCUUCGACGAUAUCUUUUACAUUCCCCAGCGGCCAUAUCUAUCUCGUGGUACUCUGCGGCAGCAGGUAAUUUAUCCGGAUGGUGUCCGCGAGAUGCGUGCCAAGGGCAUCACUGAUGAUGACCUCUACGAGGUCUUGUCUGUGGUUGAAAUCGCGUCUGUCGUAGACCGCCCUGGAGGCUGGGAUGCGGAAGAAGAAUGGCGAGAUGUUUUGUCCGGCGGCUUGCAGCAGCGCAUUGCCAUGGCUCGUCUGUUUUACCAUCGGCCCAAGUUUGCGAUUCUGGACGAGUGCACUUCCUCAGUAACUUUGGAGAUUGAGAAGGUCAUGUACGAGACGGCGAAGAAACUCGGCACCACGCUCAUGACUGUCUCACACCGCCGCAGUCUCUGGAAAUAUCACCAGAAGAUUCUUCAAUUUGACGGACAGGGUGGCUAUAUCUUCACUGGAUUGGAUUGGGAGCGACGCUUGAAGCUUGAAGAUGAGAAGGAAGAGUUGGAUCUACAGCUACGGGCUGUACCGGAAUUACAACGCCGGGUGGUCGAGUUGACGGCGAACUAG